Molecule: messenger RNA, 456 nt
Organism: Gloeophyllum trabeum ATCC 11539
Lineage: Eukaryota; Fungi; Basidiomycota; Agaricomycetes; Gloeophyllales; Gloeophyllaceae
Product: ENTH-domain-containing protein
Exons: 6
Coding region: 1-456 (151 amino acids)
Biological process (GO): endocytosis; Golgi to endosome transport
Cellular component (GO): plasma membrane; clathrin vesicle coat; endosome
Molecular function (GO): phospholipid binding; clathrin binding
Source: RefSeq, a predicted model, not a curated record
AUGGAUCGCAUCGAAAGUCUGGCAAAUACGCUGUCGCAGGUGACAGUGUACGAUAUAAAGAGCAUGUACAACCAGGCGAAGAACAUGGUACUGAACGUGAGUGAGAUGGAGGCGAAAGUGCGGGAAGCAACGAACGAUGAGCCGUGGGGCGCGAGUUCGACAUUAAUGCAGGACAUUGCACAAGGGACAUUCAAUUUCCAAAACUUCAACGAAAUCAUGCCCUGUAUAUAUUCGAAGUUCAUGGAGAAAGAGGCACGUCAGUGGCGAGAAAUAUACAAGGCUCUCCAAUUACUCGAGUACCUCAUCAAGAAUGGUAGUGAACGUGUCGUGGACGAUGCGCGCUCGCACAUUUCUACGAUAAAGAUGCUAAGAAGCUUCCAUUACAUCGACGAUAAAGGCAAAGAUCAGGGUAUCAAUGGUAGGCUCUCUCAACAGCCCAAUUUGGACCUGAGCUGA